AUGGGUGUUCAAGACGUUCUAACCAGAAAGACCGGUGUCAUUGUCGGCGACGAUGUUCGCGCUUUGUUCGACUACGCUACCGAACACAAGUUCGCUAUCCCAGCCAUCAACGUCACCACCUCCUCCACCGUCGUGGCCGCUCUAGAGUCCGCCAGAGACAACAAAUCCCCAAUCAUCCUACAAACCUCCAACGGUGGUGCCGCCUACUUCGCCGGUAAGGGUGUCUCCAACGACGGCCAAAACGCCGCCAUCCAAGGUGCCAUCGCCGCCGCUCACUACAUCAGAGCCAUUGCCCCAGCCUACAACAUCCCAGUCGUCCUCCACUCCGACCACUGUGCCAAGAAGCUACUCCCAUGGUUCGACGGUAUGCUCGAAGCCGACGAAGCCUACUUCAAGCAACACGGUGAACCUCUCUUCUCCUCCCACAUGCUCGACUUGUCCGAGGAGUCUGACGACGAGAACAUCGCCACCUGUGUCAAGUACUUCACCAGAAUGACCAAGAUGAACCAAUGGUUGGAAAUGGAAAUCGGUAUCACCGGUGGUGAAGAAGACGGUGUCAACAACGAGCACGUCUCUCGUGAAGACUUGUACACCAAGCCAGAAACCGUCUUCGCUGUCCACAAGGCCCUAGCCCCUAUCUCUCCAAACUUCUCCAUCGCCGCCGCCUUCGGCAAUGUGCACGGUGUCUACCAAGCCGGUAACGUCAUCUUGAGACCAGAGAUCUUGGGUGACUUCCAAAAGUACGCUGCCCAACAAGUCAAGGCCCCAGCUGGCUCCAAGCCAUUGUACUUGGUCUUCCACGGUGGUUCCGGUUCUUCUCAAGAAGAGUUCAACACCGCCAUUGAGCAAGGUGCUGUCAAGGUCAACGUCGACACUGACUGUCAAUUCGCCUACUUGGAAGGUAUCAGAGACUUUGUCUUGAAGAACAAGGACUACCUCAUGAGUCAAGUGGGUAACCCUGAUGGCCAAGAUUUGCCCAACAAGAAGAAGUACGACCCAAGAGUGUGGGUGAGAGAGGGUGAGAAGACCAUGUCCAAGAGAGUCACUGAAGCCUUGGAAAUCUUCCACACUACCAACAAAUUGUAA
Molecule: messenger RNA, 1086 nt
Organism: Lachancea nothofagi CBS 11611
Lineage: Eukaryota; Fungi; Ascomycota; Saccharomycetes; Saccharomycetales; Saccharomycetaceae
Source: the annotation of a GenBank genome assembly